Lodderomyces jiufengensis is the source of this 1761-nucleotide messenger RNA. RefSeq lists its product as uncharacterized. The record is from RefSeq and is a predicted model, not a curated record. Bases 1 to 1761 code for a protein of 586 amino acids. Lineage: Eukaryota; Fungi; Ascomycota; Pichiomycetes; Serinales; Debaryomycetaceae. The transcript has a single exon.
AUGCCAACAAGAAUAAAUUUGAAUUCUGAUUUAUUUUCACCUUUAAAUACUUCAUCAUUAACAAAUAAUAUAUCGAAAAAAUCAAUAUCUUCAUCACCUACUUUAUCAAGAACCACUACUAAUCUUUCCACUAAGACUACCUCAUCGACUACAAAUUUCAAUAAAAUUGAUUUAGAUUUAAUGUUUUCCAAGGCUGAGAUAUUAGUUAUCAAAAAAUUAUGGAAGUCAUUAAAUAUAUGUGAAAACUUCAAUAAGGUUAACUCCAAUUUAGAUUCAAAUGUAAUAAUACACAAAUUUAAUUAUAAUUCCGAAGAAUAUUCAAUUUUUAAAUCAUGUUUGAAUCAUCACAUAUCAGAAUACUACAAAAAUAAAUUUAUAUCUCAAAGAGAUUUAAAAUUUGAUAAUGAAAUAUCUCAAACUUUUCAAAUUGAUACAAUUUUACAAAUUUUAAAUGUUGUCAUAUAUCAUUUAUGUUAUAAAGAUAAUCAACAACCUCAAUCUUUUAUUAUGGAACAACUGAAACUAUUAAAUAGACUUUAUGAUUUAAACUUUAAAAAACUUAAAAUAUUGGGAGAAUGUAUAAUUUUAUCAAUUAUAUAUUUAUCAAAUAAAAAUGUAAAAAAUGAGACCAAUGAAGAUAAUGAGUUAUAUGAUUCUUUUUUCAAAUCACAAUUUGUAUUAUUAAAAUUUCUAAAUAACUUCUUCAAUAUUUUAACAUAUUAUGGUCAAGACAUAAAUAUGAAAUUAUCAAUGGAUUUAUCAACAAUGUCUUUAACAAAAGAUCUUCCAUCAAUUCCAUUAUCUCCAACAAAUCAAAAUGUUUUACCAAAGCAAAAAAAAAGUUCAACUACUUUUUCUAAAGAUGGUAAGAGAUCAGCACAAUCUUCACCAAAAUCUUCAAGCAAAAAUGAAUUAAAUUUAUCAUCAGCUCCGAAUGUAGUAUCUGGGCCAUUACCAUCACCAGAUAGUUUUGUAUUUGAAAAACCAACAAAUACAACUAGAGAUUCAACAUCAAGUAUAAAUUCUAUACCAUCAAAUUACACAGAAGGCUCUUCAGUAUUAUCAUUAAACCAAAUGGAUGAUUAUUCUUAUUUAUCAAAUGAGAUUGAAUCAAUGGCUAUUGAAAAUAAAGAACAAAACACUUCAGAAAUAGAUAUCGAUAAUUAUUCCAUUGAUGAUUUGGAAGAAUCAACUAUAAAUACUAAAAAUUCAGUUUCCACUUAUACUUUUGAGAACGAAAAAGUAAAAACUCCAAAAAGAAGCUCUUAUGAAUACGAGGAAGAAGAUGCAAGUUAUGAUUAUUUAAAUUCAUUCGGAUUAUCAGCUAUAGAUGACGAACCAAUUUACUACAAUUCAAAAUCUAUAAAACCAAAGAAAUCAUUGUCACACAAAAAAUCUAGCAAUUGGGGUAAUAAGUUAAUAAAUAAACUUAACAACAAUAACUUCAAUGGGAAUACAUUACCUUCAACAACUUCAAACAAUACAUUAGCAUCAACAAAAUCUGCAAAGAAAUUAAAUAAGAAAAAAUCAUUAAAUUUGAGUCUUCACAAAUUAAAUACAAAUUCAUCAUUAAUAACAACAAAGUCGAUAACUACAUUACAAUCAUCAAAUAAACAAUCAAUAAAUUCAAUUUCCAAUCAUCAAAAAUUACAUGAACAAUUUGAAGAAAAUGAUGAAGAAAUAACUUUCAAUUCUAAUGAAAAUAACAAAAAUAAUUCUACAAUUACUGAUUCAAAUGAUGAAUCUUGUGUUAUUAUGUAA